AUGGCGAGCUGGACCGCAUUAAACGUGGAGCCGGACGACGGCAUUGAGGACGAGGUCGAUGAUACCAAAGAGCUUCAAAUUGAAGAGGCGCUGAAGCUAUACCAAAACGCCCUCAAACUUCAUUCGCAGGGCCCAGAAUUCUACGCCCAAGCUGCAGAAGCCUACGAUGCGUUACUCAAAUCGGAGAUCUUUAAAUACCCCGAAUCGAUCUCGGAUUUCAAACGCGCAGCAGACUUGGAUGCGCACGCUACAACAACCAUUGAUGAUGGCCCUGCCGAUGCGAUCGCAGAGUUCAAUGUCAAUGAUUCAACGUCAAGCCUCUUCCAGACCCUCUACCUGUCCUACAAGAACCACGGCAAAUACAUCCUCGACUCGCUACAGGAAAACCUUCGAACCGCCCCACAAGACCCCGAAGCAGCGCACGAGACAGCACUCAAGACAACCGAGGCGUCGAGAAAAGCUUUGGAAUCGUUUGCAGAUGCUCUAGAGCGGGAUGACACAGAUCUUAAUCUAUGGCGACAAAGCGCCAGGCUCAGCAGUGCUCUGGAAAGCUAUCGCUUAAAUCGAUUUUGCCUCGAGAGUGUGCUUGCGGAUGAUGACAAUCGACUCGAAAUACGCUCGGAGCAGCUUGGGCUGGAGGAGAUCUUUUCGGAGGAGCGCCUACGUGCUACUCUGACGUCCCUCUUUGAUGGGCUGUCUGCCUCCCAAGUACCCGUGAAGAAGCCGAAGAAAGCCCUCAUCAAGUACCUCAAACAGCAUGAAGAUCCGUAUCCCUAUUUGCCAAACCUUCCGACUGAUUUGCAUGCAUUGAGUUCAAUCAAGGGUCCUCUUGCCAUAUCCACCUCCCGACGGGAGCUCACGCCACCUGACGCGACUUGGGAAUCCGUGGGUAAAGCGAUUCUAAAAGCCUUGGAUGACGAAGAGAAAUCUCCGGCGGGUGCUGCUCCGAGUCGGUUUCUUCAAGUUACCCUACCCCUGAGGGAAUCUGAGCAGCCUGACACCGCGUCAGUGAAAAUGGAGGAUCCCGAAAACGGAACUGAGGAGAGCGAGCAGAAAAAGGCAGAGAACAACGAUGUUGACAUGCUCGAGGAAACCGAAGCCGUUGAACCUGAAAAUCCCACCGAGGAUCGCAGAGAACCCCAGGAGCCCGCAGAGGAGCAGUCUUCGAUUGACCAAAGCGCAGAAAAACAACUUAUGGAGUCUUUGGAAGGUCAAUCAGUUCAGCAAGCUGAGAAGCAAGGUGAAGGCGAUACGAACCAAGAAGAAGAACCUAAAUCACCAAUUCACGCGCGAAAAAGAUCGUCCGCAUCUGCAGCCAACGAAGAACCUUCAGAAGGGGGAAGGAUGAAGAGCCGCCGUACAAGAGCCCGUGAAUCAAAUGCAGAUGGUCUAGUACAAUUAGACGAGGUUCCAUUUGACCAAGACAAGUUUUAUGAAGACCGUCUUGAAGUUUUCGUCAAUGCCGAUGAAUGGAUGUUCAAUACCCUUGGGUCUCUGUUCUCCAGAGCAGGCAUUACAUCCCUUGGUACGAUUAGGGGUCUGAAAGAAAAGCUAGCCUCUGUGAACGAGGCUGGUGACGCACCAGAAGACCCUGAGACCAGAUUAUUCCAGGAUUUUCGUGGCAUAAUCCAGCAGUGGAACGACGACAAGUCUAAGUUGAUGCAGCAGAAGGAUGAUUCCUCUUCCUUGAAAAGCAUUUCUGGAUCCAGCAAGUCUGGGCUGGCUGUUUUUCUUGAGCAUUCCAGAAAGUCGACUCGAAAGUCACUCAUCCAAGAAGAGCUUCCUUCAGGGGAGGAGCUCUAUAACUUUUCAAACACUGUUAACAGUCUUUGUAUGCAUCCUCAUGAUACCUCGUUCGAAUGGCUCAAGUGCCUUCUCAUGCCCCAAUUUGGCGAGGAUCCCUCGGACUUUGCCGUUAUGAAGUCUGCAUAUACUUCUUUCUUGUGGCCAGAGGAGCUGAAAACCACCGUUGUUGAUAUUUUGCUUCGUGAAGACGAAUAUAUCUUCACCAGGUUGUGGGAUUCCGUCGCCAAUAUUGAAAAAUGCAUUCUCGAAUCCCAUACUGCAACUCCAUUUGUUUAUGAGCCAAAGCAUUUUUCUGAAUUGGAGAUGAUCCAGUCUAUCUAUGAGCUUCACCUGGACAUAUUUGCCUCUGUUGAGAAUCUCACCACCGAGCCUAACCAAGAACAAAACUUGUCACAGCGUGAUCGAUUGACUAGGUGGGCCAUGCUAGCUCGAACAUCCUUCGAGUACGCUGUUGACUACUGUCCGUCCGAAGAGUGUCAACAGAACAUUGCGUUUCGUCAUCUUUGGACGUCCACUUUUCAUCUCAACCUUGCUGGCGAGGCUGAUCGUGAGCAUAUCUUAUUGUGCCUCCAGGAUCUCAAGCAGAUUCUCCAGUCCAUUGACAAUCCUGUCGUCAAUCUUGUGAACAACUCAAUCAUGGCGGAACUUUCCAUUGCCACCAUCGACCAGGAGGCUCUCAAAAUCAAGUGCAUGGAUUUCUUCGCCAAAGUAUUCAACACAGAGGGAGAAGAUCCUGUGUCGCUUAUUGAAGCCAUUGAACCAAUUCUCGAGCCAUCAUCAGUUGAAUAUCUAAAAGGUUCCGAAAAAGAAGUGGCCGGGUCUCUAUCUCAUUCGACCGAAAUGGCUUCUUUCCUCGACCGAGGAGAUGCUACAUUACGACUCUUUUUAUGGCGGAGACUUCAGGAGACAUACCAGGCCAUUGACUACCCCCCGAAAGUAAUCUCAUGCCAUCUGCGUAGUAUCGAGACUGUCAUGACUGAGCUUGAGGAUGUGAAGCACAUGCAAGAAGCAAGCGGACACCGCCAAGUCACUUUGUUGCGCUGGCUCAAAUCACUCGAUGGGAUUAUGAGCAAAGCCAUCCCGCUUGUAUUGCAACAGUCCGACAAGGCUUUUGAAUGUCUGGACAUAGACCAUCUGCAUUCUUCCAUGUCUGCUGUUGCUAGACUGGCUCGGCUUAUACACAGUUUCAUCCUUUACGAAGACUCAGUACGCGUUGGUCAAACCCCUGGGCGUGAUCUUCGCGGAAUUCUGGCAAAAUCUCUAGAGAGCUUCAAGGACAGAAUGAGGGAAACCUACGUGCGCUGCUGGAUUCUGUUGUACGCUCUGUUUUUGGAACUAAUAUCCCAAAAUAAGGAUGUAUUCACCGAACCGUUGGAAGAUCGCAUUCAUAUUCUUCGCUCUGUGCAUAACGCCCUAGGAGUUCGGUCUAUGUGCCGAUACUCGCAGAAACGAUUCUUGAAGCUCCUUAAGUCAGAGCUAUUUGAUCUCGAAAUCAAAGGUGAUUAUGAGUUCGACAUCUGCCAGGUGCUUUUUGAUCUCCAUGGCAUCAAGUUCUCUCCAUUUGAUGGGACUGCUGAUCAUGGAUGCUCUCCUGAGAAAUUAGAUCGUCAUACAGCAACCGUGAUGAUUGAUUUCGUGAUGAGACAAGCUCAAAAAAUGAACAUGAAAGAUCUGUCAAAGUCAGAAUUGAAGACUACGAUUGAGAAGAUGCAGCACGCAAUUGGUCCUGCAAAACUUCCUGCGCAGUCACCGCAGAUGUCAUUCAACCGGCGUCUCUUCAACAUAUACAUUAAAGGUCCAAUCAAUCCCUCGCAUCUCCUUCGCGCGGUUCAGGGAGUGACAGAGCUUUCCAUGCUCCCAGUGCCUGGCGAUAAUGCAAAAAUCGCCGCCAAGGGCUGGUACUUCCUUCUGGGCCAUGCCACACUCACAAAGUUCCGAGCCCAUAAGCGUCUGAGUCCUGGAUCAACCUCAGAGCUUGAUGAUGCCAUCAACUUCUUCCGGCAGGAUCUCGAUCAUGGAACAGGGAGAUGGGAAACAUGGUACCGGUUGGCACAAGCAUAUGAUGCAAAAUUGGAAGAGGACAUCACCUGGGCCGCGGACAAGAUUAACAACAAUCGCAGUGAGCUGGCGGCGACGCAGAGAUAUGCAAUUCAUUGCUACGCCAUGGCCGUGUCAACGGCUAUUCAAUCUGCUGAGCCCACAUCUGAGACUCGAGCCUUACUGUCAGACCUAUAUACCGACUUUGGAAUUCGUCUUUACGCUUCCUCCUGCGAGCCCCUUUCCAUGGGCGCUUUCUCAUUAGCGGACUUUUCUCGGCAUUUCAGCAGUGAGGAAAGUCAGCAGAUGUACAAAGCCCAGCCUUUCAAAGAGAUGUCUAAGUAUUCGGUGUGGAAUUUUGCCAGCAAUCUCCUCAGAAGAGCAACCAUUGACAAACCGAAGCGUUGGAUGACACACUACUUCCUCGGAAAAUGUCUCUGGAAAAUGUUUAAUUGUGAUGAUUCGCUGCGGACAACGUCGAAGCGUAUCGAAGUGCAUGAUGUGCUAGACGCUUUCCGCGAUGCCAUUUCAGCUCUUCCGCAGCGCAGGGACUCACGAGCUGAGCCGAUUUUUGAGCCCCACUUCAAACUUUUGUCGGUCGUCCACAGACUAGUUCUUCGAGGAAACUUGACUCUUGCCGAGGGAAUCAAAGCCCUCGAUGUAACUCCUUGGGCCCGCAAAGUCGACCCGCCUGAGAAUAUGGAAGGGUGGAAACCAUAUAUCCUUGAAGUUAUUAAGAAGUUCAAGAGCGCCGACAAAUCCAACUGGCAUCACCGAAUGAGCAGCAAGGCUGCGCAUAUCAUCUACGACGAUGAUAAGAACGCCACGACUGCUUCAGCUGCGAAGCAAGAGAUGUCGCAGAUUUUCACAAAGACACUCACCAUUCAAGUAUGGCGACCUGAGUUUGAACGGCCAGGUAGGCAUUUUGUCUACACCACGCGCUACGUUUAUUUCUUUGUCAGCUUGCUCGACCAGCUUGAUGAUCGUGCUAGCCUGGACCAAUUGCUACGCCGCGUGAGAAAGAAACAGGGUGAUUUCAUAGACCACACGAAGCUUUGGGAGGAUAUUUGUCUCUCUUACGCAAAGAUGAUCCGGAGGGCUGCUCAAAUAAAUGAGGGGCAUGAAGAGAGCAUCUUUAAACCGAUUGGCUGGGAGGAGUUCUCCAUGAAGACGGCUCGGCUGGAGGGUUUGACCUCCCUUGCACCAGAGAGUCAGCCACUUCUGGAGUUGAUUCGAGACGCUUUGGAGCUGAAGAAACUCAACAAUAACUUCAUGAAGGUUACCAUGUUUGAGGACCUUAUUGCGGAUCUUUACUCUCGCGUGUAUGAGCUCAACAUGCCCUUGCUCGUUGAUCAGGUCAAUGAGAACAACAAAGAAAAGAUGAAGGUUGAUCAUCUUCUCAUGACGGGUGACAGCGCUGCCGAUGCAAGCGUUCCCGCGACCCCUGUUCCAGCUUCGGACACCCCAGCUCCCCGUGGCCGUACUAAGGGUAUUGCCCGUCGGGAUAUCCAGAAGCGAGCGGAUACAAUUGUGACAUUGAAGCUACCUCCUCGUACGGCAGCCAGCAAAGCCACCACGGCGGACAAUGAACAACCAAUCCCCGUCAGACGUGGCUCAAAUUCUGUCGCGACAUCUGGGCCGACCUCUACUCCACAUGGAGCGAAGCGCGAGUCAAUGGCUGGAGAAGACAGGGGUGAACGAAGGACAGAACCCGGCGAUGAGACUGAAUUGAGCGACCUGGAUGAAUCAAAACUCGAAAACACAUCUUCAGAGCGAAAGGCCAUAGUAUUCCCCAUUCUGGACAAGAGCGAACCAGGUGAUGGUGAGACCGAAGACGACGCUGGCAGUGGAGAAGAAGAGGCCGAAGAAGGGGAUGACGAAGAUGAUGGCGAUGGCGAUGGCGAUGGCGAUGGCGGUGCGACUGAGACUGGCGGGGAAGAAAAUCAAGAGGUCGAUGAUGGUGGUGAUGAUGAGAUGCAGGAGGAGGGUGAAGACACCACUAUUGAAGAAACCAAACUCUACGAUGAAGACGACCAGAUCGAUGAAGGAGACAAUGGGGACAAUGAGACUAUCAACAUCACUGAUGGCAAAGACUCUGGUGCUCUAACUCCGAGUGAGGAUACCGAACAACCCGAAGCCAUGGAUAUCACACCCGCUUAA
This is a messenger RNA of Penicillium odoratum, 6003 nucleotides long. It is a transcript of the gene hir3, whose product is annotated as putative transcriptional corepressor of histone genes (Hir3). Gene Ontology annotation, cellular component: HIR complex; nucleus. Bases 1 to 6003 code for a protein of 2000 amino acids. The record is from RefSeq and is a predicted model, not a curated record. The transcript is spliced from 4 exons. Gene Ontology annotation, molecular function: nucleosome binding; protein binding. Lineage: Eukaryota; Fungi; Ascomycota; Eurotiomycetes; Eurotiales; Aspergillaceae. Gene Ontology annotation, biological process: chromatin organization.